This is a messenger RNA of Carassius carassius (crucian carp), 1230 nucleotides long. RefSeq names its product potassium voltage-gated channel interacting protein 4a (gene kcnip4a). Gene Ontology annotation, cellular component: voltage-gated potassium channel complex. Lineage: Eukaryota; Metazoa; Chordata; Actinopteri; Cypriniformes; Cyprinidae. Gene Ontology annotation, biological process: regulation of potassium ion transmembrane transport. Gene Ontology annotation, molecular function: calcium ion binding; potassium channel regulator activity. Bases 355 to 1083 code for a protein of 242 amino acids. The transcript has 10 exons. The record is from RefSeq and is a predicted model, not a curated record.
CUCAGCUGCCCGCAGAAGCGCGCGGCACACGCAGACAAAGCUGCACGCAAAGACUAGUAUUACAAUGGAGAAGAAACUCGACAGCAUCUCAGCCCGAGUGGACGGGUCAAGUUCAUCGAGUGGUGCAGAUGCUGAUGAUGUUUCACUGUCCCCUCGUGAGAGAGGGGGGCGGAUAAAGGCUUGAGUCCACGAGCAGACCGUCUGAUCACUGGAGUAUCUCUCAUCCUCUCCUCCUCUUUUCUCACACGAAAUACGAGAAAGCAUUUUGUAGUGUGAAACCUGAGCAUCUUUGUGUUGCUGUAAUGCCACAGAAGUUUCAGCAGCUCUUCUAAGACCACAAGUUGUAGUGUUACCAUGUCUGCCCCAGUCAAGAGGACUCAGUGGGAUGAAGACCCGACUCUGUUUCAUAAGGAUCAUGGCCUUUCCAAGAAAGUGUUGCUCAACUGCUGUCUGGUCAGGUGGAUCAUCUCCUGGGCUUCCCCCAACAAAAAAGAUAGUGUCGAGGAUGAGCUGGAGCUGUCUGCUGUGCGCCAUCGACCAGAAGCUUUGGAGCUGCUGGAGGCUCAAACGCGCUUCUCACGAAAAGAGCUUCAAAUCCUCUAUCGGGGCUUUAAGAAUGAAUGCCCCAGUGGUGUGGUCAACGAAGACACAUUUAAGGAAAUUUACGCUCAGUUUUUCCCACAGGGAGAUGCAUCAACGUAUGCACAUUUUCUGUUCAAUGCAUUCGACACAGAUCACAAUGGUUCUGUCAGUUUUGAGGAUUUUGUGAUGGGUCUUUCCAUUCUCUUAAGGGGCACCAUUCAGGAGAAGCUUAACUGGGCAUUUAACCUGUAUGAUAUUAAUAAAGAUGGAUAUAUAACAAAAGAGGAAAUGUUAGACAUCAUAAAGUCCAUCUAUGACAUGAUGGGGAAAUGCACAUAUCCCAUCCUUAAAGAGGAAACUCCACGGCAGCAUGUGGAGAUAUUUUUCCAGAAAAUGGACAAAAACAGGGAUGGAGUGGUCACAAUAGAUGAAUUUAUAGACUGCUGUCAAAACGACGAGAACAUCAUGAGAUCAAUGCAGCUUUUUGAGAACGUCAUUUAACAUCUGAAUGGACUCUGUUGGCGGGCCAGCUCACAUAACCACCUUUAUACUCCACAAACCCGAUGUCCUCGUUGAUACACAUCUGAUUACUAGCAGUGCUUUACCCAUAAACCAAAAUGAACUGAAUAUUAAAGAAAAAUUAUUUUU